Molecule: messenger RNA, 1162 nt
Organism: Rubroshorea leprosula
Lineage: Eukaryota; Viridiplantae; Streptophyta; Magnoliopsida; Malvales; Dipterocarpaceae
Source: the annotation of a GenBank genome assembly
GAGUACAGCUUAUGGGCUUGUCAAGAUCAACUCCUGCGCCAUGCUCUUAUCACCUUCAUCUAGAAGAAGAUCACCCUUUAUAUUGCUAUUGCUGCUGUUGCUGCCACAAUGCAACAAGUCGGGGAAACGUUGGCAAGGCUCUAUGCUAAUCAUUCUUGCACUUAGGGAUUCCUUGGAAAUCGAAAAGGGUAAAACUCAUUUAAUCUUGGCAAUCAAAAUCAGGGUCACAAUUUUAGUUCUAAAACCACAACUAAGCCCACUAGUUGCAAUCACCUGGACCAUUUGGCUGGCAAGAAAUGAGGUGAAGAGAAGGGGAUCACACUCUCCGAUUGGAUACAACAUCCAAGAAGGAGCACUCUUGCAGCCUUCACAAAAAAGAGGGCAGACACGUGACAUAGACCAUACAAUGGAGUUCAAGGCCCUAAAGAUCAAUAGGCUCCCGCAGCAGUUCCAAGCUUUUGCUUUCCAUUCUACUCUGUUCUCAGUAAAGGAAACCGUUGAAAUGAAGCGCCAGAGUACAGCUUAUGGGCUCGUCAAGAUCAACUCCUGCGCCAUGCUCUUAUCACCUUCAUCUAGAAGAAGAUCACCCUUUAUACUGCUAUUGCUGCUGUUGCUGCCACAAUGCAACAAGUCGGGGAAACGUUGGCAAGGCUCUAUGCUAAUCAUUCUUGCACUUAGGGUCACAAUUUUAGUUCUAAAACCACAACUAAGCCCACUAGUUGCAAUCACCUGGACCAUUUGGCUGGCAAGAAAUGAGGUGAAGAGAAGGGGAUCACACUCUCCGAUUGGAUACAACAUCCAAGAAGGAGCACUCUUGCAGCCUUCACAAAAAAGAGGGCAGACACGUGACAUAGACCAUACAAUGGAGUGGGUUCAUGAAGGCUUCAUUGAGCAGUUAUUGACUGUAGUGUUGUCCCUGAUCCAUUGGGUUAUUUAAGCUGUAGUCAAUACAGGUUCAAGGCCCUAAAGAUCAAUAGGCUCCCGCAGCAGUUCCAAGCUUUUGCUUUCCAUUCUACUCUGUUCUCAGUAAAGGAAACCGUUGAAAUGAAGGUUUAAUAUAAUCUUCACAACUCUUCCUUAGUGUAUGAAUAUAUAAUUUCCUCUAAUUUGCAGUUACCUGAAGUUGUAAUUCACUCACACCAAAUAGAAUACUGUCAGGUUU